Molecule: messenger RNA, 4269 nt
Organism: Chanos chanos (milkfish)
Lineage: Eukaryota; Metazoa; Chordata; Actinopteri; Gonorynchiformes; Chanidae
Gene: phkb
Product: phosphorylase kinase, beta
Exons: 31
Coding region: 39-3293 (1084 amino acids)
Biological process (GO): glycogen metabolic process
Cellular component (GO): phosphorylase kinase complex
Molecular function (GO): calmodulin binding
Source: RefSeq, a predicted model, not a curated record
AACUGAGAGACGAUUGCCUUAACGCUCACCUUUUGAAAAUGGCCACUGAAGCCAAUGAGGUUCCCAACAUCCAUCGCAAACUCCACAGAUAUGGCUCUAUCUAUGAACCUCUUAAGCUCUCUUUACUGCACCGGGAGGAUGAGCCGCUAUGGGAGAAACUGGAUCGCUUCUAUGGUGCAGUUAAAACCACCAUCCUUAACUACCAGAGCCCUACCACAGGUCUGUUCCCAGUGAAGACCUGCUCUGACUGUAAGGAGGCCAAAGUGAGGGACUCUCUGUACUGUGCAGCCAGCGCCUGGGCUUUGGCUUUGGCCUACAGACGCAUUGACGAUGACAUGGGACGCACACACGAACUGGAACACUCAGCUAUCAAGUGUAUGAGGGGAAUCCUCUAUUGUUACAUGCGCCAGGCCAAAAAGGUGGAGCAAUUUAAGCAGGACCCAAACCCGUCCACGUGUUUGCACUCAGUCUUCAACGUGCACACAGGAGAUGAGGUGUACUCUCAUGAAGAGUACAGUCACCUGCAGAUUGAUGCUGUCUCUCUCUUCCUACUCUACCUGGUGGAGAUGAUUUGCUCUGGCCUACAGAUUAUCUAUAACACCGAUGAGGUGUCAUUCAUUCAGAACCUGGUGUUCUGUGUGGAGAGAGCCUAUCGUGUGCCUGACUUUGGCAUGUGGGAGAGAGGCAGUAAAUACAACAAUGGCAGUACUGAGCUUCACUCCAGUUCUGUUGGGUUGGCUAAAGCAGCAUUGGAGGCCAUUAAUGGAUUCAACCUAUUUGGAAAUCAGGGCUGUUCCUGGUCGGUGAUCUUUGUGGACCUGGAUGCUCACAACCGAAACAGACAGACCCUCUGUUCCCUUCUGCCCAGAGAGUCCAGAUCUCAUAAUACGGACGCUGCCCUCCUGCCCUGUAUCAGCUACCCAGCCUUCGCCGUGGAUGAUGAUGCUCUUUACAGCCAGACUCUGGACAAGAUAGUUCGCAAGCUGAAGGGCAAGUAUGGUUUUAAGCGCUUCCUGCGAGAUGGCUACAGAACCGCUAAUGAGGACAAGAACAGAAGAUACUACAAACCUGCUGAGAUGAAGCUCUUUGAUGGGAUUGAAUGUGAAUUUCCCAUAUUUUUCAUCUACAUGAUGAUUGAUGGGGUCUUUAGGGGAAACCCUGCCCAAGUCAAAGAGUACCAGAACCUGCUGGAGGCUGUCAUUUUCCAGUCCUUCGAUGGGCAUGCUGUUAUCCCUAAGUACUACUAUGUUCCAGCGGACUUUGUGGAGGCUGAGCAGAAAAAGCAAGGCAGCCAGAAGCGAUACCCUAGCAACUCGGGGCGUGAUGGCAUGUUUUUUCUCUGGGGCCAGGCUCUGUUUAACAUCGCCAAACUGCUGGUGGAUGGACUGAUAAGCCCGAAAGACAUCGACCCCAUCCGCCGCUACGUACCACGUGAGGACCAGAGGAAUGUCAGUAUGAGAUACUCCAACCAGGGCCCUAUUGAGAAUGACGUGGUGAUCCAUGUUGCCCUGAUUGCAGAGAGUCACAGGCUACAGGUCUUUCUGAGCACCUAUGGGAUCCAGACCCAGACACCCCAGCAGGUGGAGCCUAUUCAGAUCUGGCCUCAGAAAGAGCUGGUGAAGGCAUAUCGAUUCCUGGCCAUUAAUAAGAAACUAGGAUUGAGUGGACGUCCAGAGAGACCAGUAGGCUGCAUAGGAACCUGUAAGAUUUAUCGCAUUCUGGGGAAGACAGUCGUGUGCUACCCCAUUGUCUUUGAUCUCAGUGACUUCUACUUGUCACAGGAUGUCAUGCUACUGAUAGAUGACAUCAAGAAUGCGUUGCAGUUCAUUAAGCACAGCUGGAAAAUGCCCGGGCGGCCACUCUUUCUAGUGCUCAUCAGAGAGGAUAACAUUAAGGGGAGCCGCUUCAACCCAGUGUUGGACAUGUUAGCAUCAUUUAAGAAGGGCAGUCUUGGAGAAGUAAAGGUUCAUGUGGACAGACUGCAGACUUUGAUAUCUGGAGCUAUGGUGGAACAGCUGGAUUUUCUGCGUGUCAAUGAGGCUGAAAUUCCAGAGUUUAAGAGCUUUGAGGAGCUGGAGCUACCCAAACACUCAAAGGUGAAACGUCAGACCAGCACACCCAAUGUCUCUGACCUGGAGCAGCAGCCUGAGAUCGACAUCCAGAAGUGGAUUCAUAAACCCACUGAGGAGAUUCUGCAAAAGUUCAAUGAUUGCAAUUGCUUGGCCUCUCAGGCAGUGCUUGCUAAUAUUCUCCUCAGGAAGGAGGGACCUGACUUCUUUUCCAGAGAUGAGAACCUCAAAGAUGAGCUGGAGAGAAUCUAUAGACAAGCGGGCAGCAGGAAACUUUGGUCGGUUGUACGCCUUGCUGCCAGUCUCUUAACUAAGCUAGUGGACAGCCUUGCCCCGAGUAUUACUAGCAUAUUAGUACAUGGCAAGCAGGUAACGCUGGGGCUCUUUGGGCACGAGGAAGAGGUGAUCUCUAACCCACUGUCUCCAGCAGUCAUUAAGGAGAUCAUCUACAGCAAGUGCAGUCCGCAUGGGGAACGUGAGGCCGUUCUACAACAGGAGCUGGUCAUUCACAUUGGCUGGAUCUUAUCCAACAACCCAGAGCUCUUCAGCGGCAUGCUCAAAAUCCGCAUCGGGUGGAUCGUCAAGGCAAUGAGGCAAGAGUUGAAGGUUCGUGCUGGAGAUAUGCCCCCACAGGACAUUUACCAGAUGUCACCUAGUGAUGUCAAACAGCUGCUUCUGGACGUCCUCCAGCCACAGCAGACGGGCAGGACUUGGCUUAACAGGCGUCAGAUUGAUGGCUCCCUUAACCGUACUCCUCUGGGCUUUUAUGAUCGUGUAUGGCAAAUUUUGGAGAGGACACGUAAUGGCAUCACAGUCAGCGGAGAACAUCUCCCCCAGCAACCCACACUGUCAGACAUGACCAUGUAUGAGAUGAACUUCUCACUGCUGGUCGAGGACACGCUGAAAAACGUUGUGUUGCCCGAGUACAGGCAGAUCAUAGUGGAGCUACUGAUGGUUGUGUCAAUUGUGCUGGAGAGAAAUCCUGAACUGGAGUUUCAGGAGACAGUGGAUUUGGACCAACUGGUUAAAGAUGCCUUCAGUGACUUCAAGAGAGACCGCGGCCAUAUGGAGGGUAUUGAGAAGCAGGAUGACAUGGAGGCCUUCUAUAAUACCCCUCCUCUGGGGAAGAGAGGUACCUCCAGUUAUCUGACGAAAGCUGUGAUGAUUCAGCUGCUGCAGGGAGAUGUGAAGCCCAGCAAAGAUGACCCAUGUUCUGUCAGCUAAAACCAUCCAGCACAAUACAACCAGUAUUUCAUCAGUCACUUUGAACGCCUCUAUCCUACGCCAUAACCCCACGUUAUUUACCCCACCUUAGUCUGCUCUAUCUUUAUUUUUUAAUGUUUUUCGCUUUUCAGGUUAUUAAUCCUGCUAACAUAAUUGAACUCUGGCCAUGUGCCAUGUUCGCUGUAGUGACCUGGCUUUGAGUUAACGAGUGCUAGAUCCAAAUUUCACAAACACAUGUGUACUUGUUUUUUCUUAGGGUUACAAAGGCUGUUCAUUCUUCAUAUACUACAUCAGCCUAAUGUGUAUCUUUUUCCAUGUAUUGUGAACGACACUUAGCCUACUCCAGCCAGUUUUGCCUGAUAUUGGGGCCUUCUUACCAGAACACCUGUUUUCUCAUACCUUUGGCUCUUACAUGUCUGCAUGAAUUUGUCUCGUUCUGCAUGGCAUGACUUUGUUGUUGAUUAUACAGUGUGAUGGAUAGAUAUGUUUGAGUGCCAUCAUGUUGUGCACACAGGAAGAGAGGAGUGUUGAAGAGUCUUAGUAACAUAUUGUGCUUCUAUAUAUAUAUUUGUGUGUGUGUGGGUAUAUAUAGGCACAAUAUAUAGUGUAUGUGUCUUUAAUUUUCUGACAUUAAGGGUUUAUAUUAUUUUUCCUGUCUGUUUGCUGGCAGAAGGAAAGCAGAAAAAUUGACAGAUGCCUCUUGAUUAAUUUAUUCAUGUUUCUGCCAUCCAUGCCCAAGAUGCGAGUUUGAAUGCAUAUGUUCAGGUGCUCUUCCAGUUUCUGUGUGUCCUUUCAGAGGAUUUCUUUGCUUACUGGCCUUUAUUAAAUAAAGUGUUACCCUCUAACCCCACGAAAGUGCUUCAAUGAGAAUUCACCUACAAACAUCUGUUACAGUGAACCUCUGUCAUUCAGUGUGAGUGUACUGUAGAAUGUCUUGAAUACAUCAAAAUAAACUUGGAAACGGUUUUUCCCCAAA